ACAUUGCACACUUCCCUCAUUUUAUUUUGAUUGGAAGGGGCAAUAUUGUGCUCAUAGUAACGUUUAAAAAAAUAAAAUAAAUAAAACAAGAUGAUGAUGAUGAUGAAGAAGAAGAAGAAGAAGAAGAAGAGGGAUACACAAAAUUUUUAGGCAGAGGGAGAAGAUGGAAGAAAAACGAAAUGAUGGGCCGUUGAUAAGCCAAAGCAGUCACUCGAAGGAAAGCACUUCUGUCCGUCGGUACCUAUCAUCAUCAUCAUUCCACCCUUUGCAAAAUUAAAUUAAAAAAAUAAUAUCAAUCAACACUCAUCAUCAAAAACAUUAUCAACAUUAAAAAUACAUUUUUUUUUUUUCUUCUAUAUUAUGGUUUUAUUUUAAUUUGUAUUUUUAAAAAUAAAUUUUAAUUCAUACAUGUAAUUUGUUGUAACAAGUGAUAUUUUAAAGAGACAAUUUAAACUGUAGGGAUUUGAAUUUCUGUCAGCGAUUAGAUUGUGAGGUGAGGACAUUGGCUGUUCACAGUUUGUGGAAUACGUCUGCCCCUUGAUGAUACACAAAAUCAUCGGGAUAUUCGGUCAAGCAAGUGUCAGACUUGUUGGGAUUAUUUGACUCGUGUUAUACAAGAUAUUUUUUUAUUUUUUAUUAUUGUUUUAUUGUUAGUGAAAUUUGUGAUUUGAAGAAAAUUAAAUUUAUGUGGUUUGUUAUUACGUGAUAAUGGAAAUGCAACAACAGUAUGACACAAAACAUGGUGUAUCAGAUGACUGUUGUUAUCAACAAUGGACACAAAACACUCAUCAACAUCAAGAAGUUACUGUGCCAUCACCAAUGCAACAAAUGGAAGCUUGUCUUGAGACCGCCGGAAGAGUAAAAAGAUCAAGAAGUCCCGAAACAUUAUCAUUGACAUCAAAAAUUUCAACAAGUGUAAGAAAUUUUUCUAAAAACCAACAACAACAACAUAAUGAUAGUAAUAAUAAUUUACAAAAUGACACAAAUAGUAAUUUAUCAGUAACAUCAAGUGUUGAUGAUAAAGGAUCAAAAUUAUUACUUCAUCCAGCAUUAAUUGGUGCUGGUGCUGCACUUGAAGCACGUCCACUUUGGGAAGAAUUUCAUCAACUUGGAACUGAGAUGAUUGUUACAAAAGCUGGACGAAGAAUGUUUCCAACAUUUCAGUGUCGUUUAUUUGGACUUGAACCAAAUACAGAUUAUUUAUUGGUGAUGGAUUUUGUGCCUUGUGAUGAUAAAAGAUACAGAUAUGCAUUUCAUAGUAGUGCAUGGGUUGUUGCUGGACGUGCUGAUCCAAUAUCACCACCAAGAAUUCACAUGCAUCCAGAUAGCCCGGCAAAUGGUGCACACUGGAUGAAACAAUCAAUAUCAUUUGAUAAACUUAAACUUACAAAUAAUCAACUUGAUGACAAUGGACAUAUAAUAUUGAAUUCAAUGCAUAGAUAUCAACCAAGAUGUCAUGUUAUUGUUGCACCAUCAUCAAGUACACAAACAAAUACACAAAUAAUAAAUUUCAAAACAUUUACAUUUUCGGAAACACGUUUUACUGCUGUAACAGCAUAUCAAAAUCAUCGUAUAACACAACUUAAAAUAGCAAGUAAUCCAUUUGCAAAAGGUUUUCGUGAUUGUGAACCAGAUGAAUGUGAUUCACAAAAUAAUAAUGGUAAUUUAAAUAAUAACGUACAAAAUAAUAAUCCAGCUAAGCGACCAGCAACAUCAAGUACAAUUGUAACAACAACAUCACCAUCAUCAUCAUCAUCAACAUCAACAACACCAAUAAAUUAUCAAAAUACAAUACAGCCAUUGUCAUCGUCAAUUACAAAUCAAGAUUAUCAUCAUCAUCAUCACCAUCAUCAAUUUUAUGGUGCUGGUGGACAUUGGAAUUAUGGAGGACAUCAUCAAACUGGACAUCAUUUAAAUACUGGACAUUAUUCAAAUCAUCAUCCACAUCAUGGAGCAUCACUAUAUGGUCCACGAUAAUUUCUAGUCUUUCAUUAAAAAAUAAAAAACAAACCAAAGAAUUAACAGGUACACAUUGAGCUAUAUUUUCAAUCAUGUAUACCUGUUGAAAUAUUUUUUUAAAAAAACAUUUAUUUAUUUAAAAUAUCACCUAUUAAGAUAAAAAAUUAAAUGUGCCUUUUAAAUAAAUUUUUAUCAAUUUGCAUAUAAAUAAAUUUUGAGAUUUUUAUGUAAAAUAAUUGUCGUACUAUUUAAUUUAAAAUAAAUAUUAAUAUUUUAUUUAAAAAAAAAACAAUUGUGUUAAAUAAUUUUCAAAAUUUAUAUUGAAAAAAAAAAUACACAUUGGAUAUGCAAGAGUUGGAAAACAAAGUGCCUUUUGUAGGAACAAAGUGUGUCUAUUUAUAUUGUACUUGUCUCAAAUGCCAAACGAGCCAAAAAGCUCAUUUGUGGUGGCUUGUGUGUGACACCAUAUCCCACUGAAAAAAUAAGACAAACUUAAACGUACCGUGACAAAAUCCCUUUAGCAUUUGUUAAGUGCCUCAAUAAAUUAUACAUAUGCAUAUUUACUUAAUAAAUUAAUUGACAAAAUAAACAAAUAUUUAUUAUUAAUAUGAAUUUAAUUUUUGUCUUGUUGAAACAUUAACAACAAUUAUUUAUAUAAAAAAAAAAAAGUCAAAAAUUAUGUAAGACAUUAAAUGAAAAUAAUAAAUGUAUUGUUAAAUAAAUAAAUUAAAAAUAAUAUUAAUUAUGUAAUUUAAUUUGAGUAAUAAUAUAAUUACAAAAA
This is a messenger RNA of Aphidius gifuensis, 2740 nucleotides long. Its product is annotated as T-box transcription factor TBX1-like. NCBI's taxonomy places the organism in Eukaryota, Metazoa, Arthropoda, Insecta, Hymenoptera, Braconidae. Bases 709 to 1977 code for a protein of 422 amino acids. The transcript has 4 exons. Gene Ontology annotation, biological process: cell fate specification; regulation of transcription by RNA polymerase II; positive regulation of DNA-templated transcription. Gene Ontology annotation, molecular function: RNA polymerase II cis-regulatory region sequence-specific DNA binding; DNA-binding transcription factor activity, RNA polymerase II-specific. The record is from RefSeq and is a predicted model, not a curated record. Gene Ontology annotation, cellular component: nucleus.